AUGCGCAGUGAGCCAACAAAAGCAAUCAACAAAGAGGUUGGCCAUGUUGAUGCCUUAGAUAAGGACUCUACGCCUACUAUUGAUAUAGAAACAAGGAAGGAUGAGGACCUUCUGGCUCUUGAAAGUAUUCAGGAGCAGAUCCGGUAUAUUGAGAAGGCGAUAUCGACAAAGGAGCCACAUUAUAUGAUGAGGGUGCUUCGAAGCAUCUCUGCUAUCAGGAAAAAACUUAACUAUUAUGUACUUAGAAGUCUUGUUCAAGGAUAUUACCCAAGUCCUUCUCCGCACAAAGACUAUUUCACCGAAUUUCUUCCUGAAGCUAUGGAGACAGAUUUUUGUUCGUCAAAAUUUAGGCCAAGAAUGGGAAAAAGCUCAUCUUUGCUACCUGAAGUUGAAGCCUAUUUGCAUUUGCUUCUCUUGAUAUUUCUAAUUGACGAAAAACAUUAUGAAGAAGCGACAAAAUGCUCUAGCCUACUAAUGGAUCGUUUAAAUGGGUCGAAUAGGCGAUAUUUAUCUAUGUUUGCAGGGCGAUGCUACUUUUACCACAGUAGGGCUUUUGAGCUAGUUGGACGACUAGAAGAUAUACGGUCUUUCUUACACUCACGCUUAAGGACUGCGACUCUUAGAAAUCACCACGAUUCUCAAGCUGUCCUAAUUAAUCUGCUACUCAGGAAUUACUUGCAUUAUAAUCUAUAUGAUCAAGCAUUUAAGCUCAUCAGUCGUGUCGUCUUCCCUGAAUCUGCACCAAACAACGAGUGGGCUCGCUACCUUUAUUACUUCGGUAGAAUCAAAGCCAUACAAUUAGAUUACAGUGCUGCCCAUGAACACCUAGUCUCUGCUCUUCGAAAAGCACCUCAAUAUACAGCGGUUGGAUUCAAACAAUCGUUACAUAAACUAAACACUGUGGUCGAGCUACUUCUGGGAGAGCAACCUGAUCGAACCAAUUUUAGACACAAUAAUUACAAGAUGGCGUUGCAACCGUAUUUCCAGUUAACUCGCUCAAUACAUGCCGGCAACUUAGGGCAGUUUAAUGACGUCCUACGCUCAUAUGGGCCCCAAUUCGUUGCUGACGAGACAUAUACUUUGAUUAUUAGGCUGAGACAUAAUGUAAUUAAGACUGGUGUGCGGCGCAUCUCAUUAAGCUAUUCUUGUAUCGCCUUACCUGAUGUUGCUGCUAAGCUUCAAUUAGAUAGUCCUGAAGAUGCAGAAUACAUUGUAGCU
Molecule: messenger RNA, 1218 nt
Organism: Protopolystoma xenopodis
Lineage: Eukaryota; Metazoa; Platyhelminthes; Monogenea; Polystomatidea; Polystomatidae
Source: the annotation of a GenBank genome assembly